Messenger RNA from Pogonomyrmex barbatus (red harvester ant), 838 nucleotides. RefSeq names its product dynein regulatory complex subunit 2. Gene Ontology annotation, biological process: axonemal dynein complex assembly; regulation of cilium movement; cilium-dependent cell motility. Gene Ontology annotation, cellular component: axoneme; axonemal dynein complex. NCBI's taxonomy places the organism in Eukaryota, Metazoa, Arthropoda, Insecta, Hymenoptera, Formicidae. The record is from RefSeq and is a predicted model, not a curated record.
UAGAUAAAAAUAUUUUUUAUUGUAUAUACGUUUUUGAAUAAAGAUACCUGCCACAAAUGCAAGAGAAGGAAGAGCGAUUAGAUGGGAGGAAGCAGAAAGGAAAAUUAAAGAUCAAAAACAAUAUGAAGCUGAAGAACACGCUCAAAUGUUGAAGAAAAAACAGUUAAUGCGUGAGAUCGAGCUUGGUGCUUUGAAUACAAAACGUUAUCGUACAUUAUGGCGGGAAAUGAUGAUGAGAAUCAAAAUGCCACAGAUUACCGAGAACGUAGAGAUUGCAUGGCGUAAUUUUGACCGAGCUCUUGAUAUCAAGGACUACAGGAUAAGCUUUUUAAUGGAUGAGUUAGCCGAGGCCGAAGAACAAUAUCAAAGAAAUGCAAGAUCACAUAUUGAAAUUAUAGAUCGAUUAUUAAAUUCAUAUACAGAGAGAAUAGAAUGCGAAAAACGAAAUUAUCAAAGAAUCUUAAACGAGACGCUUAAACAAAUGAAUGGUGAAAUUAAUAAAAUUUAUCAUGAACAGAAUGAAGCUGAAAUUUUGUUACAAUCAAUUACUCGUAACGUUCAGCUACAGUUGGAAGAUUCGUUGAACAAUACUAAAAGCAUUGCGUUAAGUAAACCGCUAAUUUUGUAUUAUAAUUUUAUAUUAUCAGAACUUUUAUUGUUACAAAUUCUACAUGAUAAUUAUAUAUACGCACGCGCGCGCGCGCGCGCGUGUGUGUAUGUAUGUGUGUAUGUUGAACAAAAAGAUUCCGAGCUUAGCGAGCAACACUCUAUAUACUUAUUCAUUAAGAAUUAUAUUGAAAAAUACAAAUCUUUAUUUUGUUUUACAUUACAUAUUAUA